AGCAAGUUAAAGCGAAUGCGUAUAAUAAAAUUGCGUCGAUGGUGUUAAAAGGUGUUAAUAUAAAUUUUAUUGUGAAUACUUUGAUAGUUCGAUAACAAAUAUGUAUCGUAGAACGUAUAUAUAAAAUUAUACGUUGCUUUAUUACGGUGUCACCGUCACAUUUGGUUCUUUUGUGAAAUUCAUUCUGCAUCAUUGUAAUACUGUGAAUAAUUAAAAGAACAACGUUGGUCGAGGAGAUCUAUUUAAUUUUUGGUAUUAUUAUCUUAAAAAUCCUGGUUACAUACAGAAAUUUCUUUGAUAUAAUUGUUUUACGUAAUACAUUUGAAUUACGUAAAAUAAAUUAAUAAUCAUAAAACUUGUAUCAACGGUGAAUACUUUUUUUAGUUUAGGGCACUUUUGAUAUCAAUUUUCCCAAAACUAGUUGAAGAUUUAUAAGGCAACAGGUAUGGAAUUCUAUGGAAUUCUGAAAUAUGAACUAUUGACAUUCGAUAUCCUGAUACUUUAUUGAGAAGAAAAACACUGUAUCUAAUCAUUAAUAAUAUCUGAUCACUUUAGAAGAAAAUAUUUUUUUAUUAAAUUAACCUGUAUAUAGUGAGAAAACGAAGAAAAAGGGGAAAGAGAAAGAGAAAGAGAGAGAAAGAGAGAAGAAAAGCAAAUAUUCAAAAAUGUAUAGUAAAUUAGUGCGGUUGAAUCUGACGAUGCAUAAAUCGAUAGACAUCGAGUUUUCUGAUGUGGUGUACGAAAAGCCAAAUGGAUUUCUUGGUCAAAAAAAACAAAUCCUUAAAGGGAUCAACGGAUAUUUCAAAUCCGGUGAGAUGUCAGCUAUAAUAGGUCCAUCGGGAGCUGGGAAGUCUACGUUAUUGAACAUAUUGACGGGAUUUAAACAGGAGAAAAAAUUAAAAGGCAAGAUAAAUUAUCUCGACAAAAAAGGAAAUAAAGAAUCCUGGACGAAACAUAGAAAGUAUUCCUGUUAUAUAUUACAAGAAGAUUAUCUUCCUAAUUUAUUUACGGUGAAUGAAUUAAUGAUGAUAUCAGUGAAUUUGAAGAUAGGUGACAAUCUGAAUCAAAAGAUGAAACAGAUUUUGAUCGACAAUAUUUUAAAUACAUUGGAUUUGUUGGAAGAUAAGAACAAACGUACGGAUAUACUGAGCGGCGGACAAAAGAAAAGAGUUAGUAUCGCGUUGGAAUUGGUCGAUAAUCCUUCAAUUAUGUUUUUAGACGAGCCUACGACAGGUCUCGAUUCUUAUUCAUCCGUUCAAUGCAUUAAAAUGCUUAAAAAUCUAGCGAGAGAUAAUAAGACGAUAAUAUGUACAAUUCAUCAACCUAGCGCUACUAUUUACGAGAUGUUCGAUCAUAUUUAUUUGUUAGCCGAUGGACGUUGCAUGUACGAUGGAACGUCUAAAAACACAGUCGACUAUUUUGCCAAAUUAGGUUUACAUUGUCCAAAAUAUCAUAAUCCCGCGGAUUUUAUAAUAGAAGUCGUUAGCAAUGAGUAUGGAAACUUCAACGAUCAACUCGUAGCAAUAGUCGAGAAUAAAAAAGAUAUCUCGCGAGAAAACUCCAUGAAAAAAUUGUCGAUAAUCGAAGAGAACAAAGAAGAGAAAAUAGUCAUCCUAAUAAACACACCGUCCGAAUUUAAGAGAUUAUUUAUUUUAUUAAAUCGCAGCAUCAUACUAUUUCACAGAGAUUGGACAUUAUUUUAUUUUAAGAUGCUCGUACAUGUUUCCUUAAGUAUACUUAUAGGUGUAUUCUAUAUAAAUUUUGGUAACGAUGGUAAUCUAAUUUUAAAGAAUAUAAAAUUUCUUGCUGGCAGUAUUAUUUAUCUCUCCUUUUUCAGCGUAAUACCAGCUGUAUUGAAAAUUCCUCUAGAACUGAAAAUAUUAAAAAAGGAGGAAUUUAACAAUUGGUAUAAUCUGAGAACUUAUUAUUUAGCUUUGGUAAUAGUCGAGAUAUCUAUCCAAAUAUUUUUCACUUUCUCUUACUGUUCCAUUUCGUAUUUUCUCAGUCAACCUCACAAAUCAUUUAGAUUUUUCAUGUUCUUUGGGAUCAAUACUCUGAUAACAAUCAUCGGUAAUAGCUUCGGAUUGAUUAUCGGUUCUUUGCUCACUCCCGUGAAUGGUAUCUUCAUAAGUUCAAUAAUUCUAGCAAUAUUUAUAUUGUUCCAGGGUAGUUUAAUUCUGUUAAAUCACAUACCAAAAUACUUCUAUUAUUUUACUUACUUCAGUUACAUGAAGUACGCCUUUGAAGGUUUGAUUCAAUCGAUCUACGGAUACAACCGUGAGAAACUUGAUUGUCCUAAUAAUAUAUAUUGUCCAUUUCGUAUACCGAAAAUAAUAAUAAAAGAAUUGGCAUUAACAGAUGAACAAUAUUGGCUCAAUCUGUUCGUUCUAAUAAUCUUCUUCAUUUUCUAUCAAAUUCUUGCUUAUUACAUGUUGAAAAGGAAGCUAUCGAGAACAUGAAAAAAGUAGAUUUAUCAGUUCGAACAAAAUAUCACAAUUUUCUUUGAAUUAAUAUUAUUCUCAUAUUGAUCAUGAUCUUCAUAUACGAGCUUAAAAUAUAAAUAAAAUAGAAUAAACAAAAGAUUUGAUCAUUUUU
This is a messenger RNA of Vespa mandarinia (Asian giant hornet), 2595 nucleotides long. RefSeq names its product ATP-binding cassette sub-family G member 1 pseudogene. The record is from RefSeq and is a predicted model, not a curated record. NCBI's taxonomy places the organism in Eukaryota, Metazoa, Arthropoda, Insecta, Hymenoptera, Vespidae.